Archocentrus centrarchus (flier cichlid) is the source of this 1233-nucleotide messenger RNA. RefSeq names its product NADH:ubiquinone oxidoreductase core subunit S8b (gene ndufs8b). Gene Ontology annotation, biological process: mitochondrial respiratory chain complex I assembly; mitochondrial electron transport, NADH to ubiquinone. The transcript has 7 exons. Bases 142 to 780 code for a protein of 212 amino acids. NCBI's taxonomy places the organism in Eukaryota, Metazoa, Chordata, Actinopteri, Cichliformes, Cichlidae. Gene Ontology annotation, molecular function: 4 iron, 4 sulfur cluster binding; NADH dehydrogenase activity. The record is from RefSeq and is a predicted model, not a curated record. Gene Ontology annotation, cellular component: respiratory chain complex I; membrane.
AAAAUUAGGCCAUGUUCAGUUUAGUGCCCUGUUAGCUCCAGUAUGCCAAAUUACCGUAUAUUGAUUGGCUAAUAUGAUUGUAAAGUUGCUGACCGACGAGUUUACAUUCAAGAAACACAGUUGGAAGUCCUCUCUGGUCAGAUGUCUGCAGCACUAAGUCUACGUCUUCUCCACUGCUACUCCAGACAAGGUACAUUUGGAUAUGGCUGUGGUGCAAUUCGCCCACUAAGUCUCAGUGUGCAGAGAGAAGGCUACAAGUAUGUAAAUGCUCAAGAGCUGCCUGCAGACCUGAGAUCUGUCACUGACCGGGCAGCCACCACCCUGCUUUGGACUGAGCUCUUUAGAGGUUUGGCGAUGACUAUGAGUUACCUGUUCCGUGAACCUGCCACCAUCAACUACCCAUUUGAGAAGGGCCCUCUGUCACCCCGCUUUCGGGGGGAGCACGCGCUCCGCCGCUACCCUAAUGGAGAGGAACGCUGCAUUGCCUGUAAGCUUUGUGAGGCCGUCUGCCCUGCUCAGGCCAUCACUAUUGAAGCUGAGACUCGAGCUGAUGGCAGCAGGAGGACCACACGCUAUGACAUCGAUAUGACCAAAUGCAUCUACUGUGGUUUCUGUCAGGAAGCCUGCCCUGUUGAUGCUAUUGUUGAGGGUCCAAACUUUGAGUUCUCCACAGAGACCCAUGAGGAGCUGCUGUACAACAAGGAGAAGCUGCUUAACAACGGAGACCGAUGGGAGGCUGAGAUAGCCUCCAACAUACAGGCAGACUAUCUGUACAGAUAGACUGACUCUGGAGAUUCUGUAUGUCUUACAUGAAAAUGGCACAUCCAGCCCUCCUGAUUUGCAUUUAAAGAGAUUACCUGUAGCUUUACAGUUACAAGCAGUGAAGCCUUGCAGCCUCACAUUAUGAGGAAAAUCUUUAAAAACGCACAAAUUGUAUGUUUUGUGUUGUAGCUGUACUUUUUGAUGUUGAAUUUGCACAGUAUGGGAUAGACCAUUAUCUGUAGCACAUUAGAGCUAGCAAUAUGACAAGAGUAUAUUACUGAUGUGUUUUUCUUAGGCUAUGUAAGACAGUGAAAUAAAUCCUGUUUUAAAUCUAUUGACUGGCCUGUUGCAAAUUUAACUAACCCCAAAUCUGCAAAUUUGAAACUGAGAUGUGUUGCUUUUCUUUUAUAUCAUAUCUAAAACUUGACCCUUGUUCCUACUGUUGCUUAAUACAUUAAAUGGAGUUACAUA